This is a messenger RNA of Caenorhabditis angaria, 2259 nucleotides long. The record is from the annotation of a GenBank genome assembly. Lineage: Eukaryota; Metazoa; Nematoda; Chromadorea; Rhabditida; Rhabditidae.
AUGCUCCACAACGUUAAAAUCAUGAAAAACAUCAAAGAUCGUGCAAAAACCGUUGGAAAACCUGAAAACAAACAAGCGAAAAUUCAAAAAUUCGAGAAAAGAAAAGCGUUCGCUCCAAGACCCAACACACAAAUUCGAUGCGCCUUUAUUCUUGGCAACGUGUCAACUUAUUUUUAUUUCUGUUCCUUUCCAAAACUUUCACUUUUCAACAGAUUUUAUCACAUUCCAGACUUCUACAUUCUUGGAAUGAUUGGUUUCAAAUGGGUUUCUGCAGCAUUAAGCCAUCCGCAAGGCUCUCGUGGUCUCAUUUCGUCUGCAAUUUGCCUAGGAUGUGUAGGAAUAUUGGCAUAUUGUGUAUCAACUAGUCAUUCGAUAGUUUUAAUGUCGACAUUAUGGAUAACAAUAUUCGCGUUCUGCUCACAAUUCGCAUCGCUUUAUUCGAUGUCAAUUACAAAUAAACCAACUCAAAAAUAUAGUUAUGGUUUAGCAAGAGUUCCUGUUCUAGCAGUGUUCAGUACAACAGUUUUAGCCCAACUUUUUUCAAUUUUCUUAUCAAAGGAAUCAUUCGAACAUAUUUUGGCACCUGAUCAUCACGGAACACACGACGCAAAUCAAGCAGCUCAUGAACACGAAGCUGAAGAAAUUGGAGGAUGGCCAUAUUUUGUUGGCUCCGCUGCGAGUUCAAUUGCUCUUUUAUUAUCUGCGUAUGCUUUAAAAAAUUCACCAUUUCAACAUGUUUUGACAUCAGCAACAGCUUCAAGUCUGCAAGAACACGCAUCCGAUUUAUCAACUGCAAUUUGCUGGGUAAUUCCAGGGCUCUCAAGAUUGCUCUUACCUCGAAUUAAUUCAAUGGUAUUGUUGGCUGGAACAACAAGCACACUUCUAAUUUUAUGUGAACAUUUCAAGUGAGUUCUUUUUCGGGAAUUUUUCUUUUUUCAAAUGUUCUGCUCAUUUUCGAAAUGAGAGCAAAAUGAGUUUUAUUUUGAAAUAAUUCGAAAUGAGAGCAAAAUGAGUUUUAUUUUGAAAUAAUAAUCCCAAGUCCACGUUCAAAAAUAAGGGUCAAAUAAAUUUUAUUUUCAUUUUAAUAAAUUCCAUUUUUACGCAGAAAUUGAUCUUGAUAAAUUGAAACCAAAAUAACACGUGUAUUAUUUCAAUUCAACCUACACAAUUUCAAAUAUCCCAUUUUCAGACACGAUUUCACAUGGGCUGAUCCUGUAUGUUGUCUAAUUCUUUCAAUCGCUGUUUUUUCUACAAUGUGGCCAUUAUCCACUUAUACUGGAAUGAUUCUUCUCCAAACAACUCCUCCACAUUUAAUCAAUCAAAUCGAUCGAUGCAUUUCCGAAGCAUCAACAAUUGAUGGAGUUUUAGAAUUAAAAGGAGGAAGAUUUUGGCAACUCGAUUUUAAUCAACUCGUUGGAAGUGUAGAUGUUCGAGUUCGACGAGAUGCUGAUGAACAAAAUGUGUUGGCUCAUGUUACUGAGAAAUUCUCAUCAGUUAUCACAGUUUUGUCAGUGCAAGUUGUGAAAGAUGCAGCUUGGUCAGCUGGAGGAGAAUCGAAUAAUUAUCCGACACACAUUUCGGCUGCUUCUUCACACGAACACUCAAGUCAUGGACAUAGUCACGAUGAAGGACAUGGGCAUAGUCAUAAUGCACAUGGUGAGAAUGUUUUUCAAUUUUAAAAAUGUUUGAUUACGCUUGACAGCUCGAAAUUGGGUUAGAAAAAUAAUUGAAAAUUUUCUGAAAAUAAUGGUUCGGAGAAAAUCACUCACACCACUUUUGCAAAUUCAUAAAUUUUUCUCCCAUAAAUUUAUAGUAAAUCGAAUUCUAGCAUUAAAUAUUUGACAAAUCUUAAGACUUUGAUAAAUGAGUUCAAGUUUCAUAUUCUAUAUAAAGUUAGAAAUAGUUUUAGAAAUUCAAGUUUAAACGAUCUAAUACUGAAUAUUUCUUCUAUCGAACUUUCAUUGAAAUUAAAGAUACGAUAAAUAAAUCUUUGUAAUUUUUGCCAUUGGUUGCAAAUAUGGAACAGUCAAAAAUUGAGCUCGAAAUCGUGUAAAAACAGUGGAACGCAAAAAUCCCUGGUCUAGAACCUCAAAAAAUUGAAUUCCAGACGAUCACGGUCAUUCACAUUCGCACCACGAUAUCGCACCACAACAUCAACAUCAAAGCCAACUUCAAACAUCUUCUUCUCAAAAUCACAGACAUUCACACGAUUCUGGAAAUCAACACGGUCAUUCACAUGACGGUGUAACUUAUCACUAG